This is a messenger RNA of Lutra lutra (Eurasian river otter), 2506 nucleotides long. RefSeq names its product post-GPI attachment to proteins 6 (gene PGAP6). Gene Ontology annotation, cellular component: plasma membrane. NCBI's taxonomy places the organism in Eukaryota, Metazoa, Chordata, Mammalia, Carnivora, Mustelidae. The coding region runs from base 78 to 2387 and encodes 769 amino acids. The transcript has 13 exons. The record is from RefSeq and is a predicted model, not a curated record.
GCGGUGGCUGCCCGGGCGGCGGCGGGGGCGGGCGGCCGAGGACGCGGUCCGGGUAGCGCCGGGCCGAGCGCGGAGCCAUGGGCCGGGCUGGGACCGGGGCCGGGACCGGGGGCGCGGCGGUGGCGGUGGCGGGACCGCUGCUGCUGCUGUUGCUCGCUCGGCCCCCGCCUGCCACCGCCGGCGACAGCAGGAAGAGCGACGUCAGGCUGGUGUCCGAACAUUUCUCCCAGUCCCCACAGAAGCUGUCUUUCUACAGCUGGUAUGGCAGUGCCAGACUGUUCCACUUCCGCGUGCCCCCCGACACCGUGCUGCUGCGCUGGCUGCUGCAAGUGUCCCGGGGUAGCGGCCCCGCCUGCGCCAGCGUGGAGAUCACUGUGUACUUCCGUUAUGGCGCCCCUCCUGUCAUCAACCCUUUGGGCACCAGCUUCCCCGCCAACAGCUCCGUGCAGUCCCCCUUCUUCAUCAAGAUGCUGGACAGCAACGCUUCCCUCAACAUCUCCCACCCAGCCCCCGGGGACUGGUUUGUGGCGGCCCACCUGCCCCCCGCCUCCCAGAAGAUCGAGGUGAAGGGUUUUGUUCCCACCUGCGCCUACGUCUUCCAGCCUGACAUGCUGGUGGUGCGGACGGUGGAGGUCUCCAUCCUAGAGCCCGACGUUCCCCUUCCGCAGACCCUCCUCUCCCAUCCCAGCUACCUCAAAAUCUUCAUCCCUGAGUACACCCAGGAGCUGCGGCUGGAGCUGCAGGGCUGUGCCGCCAACGGGAGCCUGGGCUGCCCUGUGCGCCUCACCGUGGGCGCUGCCACCCUGCCCAGAAACUUCCAGAAGGUGCUCACGUGCGUCAGCCCCACUGGGGCCUGCCGCCUGCUGCUGCCCUCACCACCCUGGGACCGGUGGCUGCAGGUGACAGCCAAGAGCCUGGCGGGGCCUCGCGUGCUGGUGGCUUUCCAGGCGGUAGCUGCCCUCACAGCCUGCAGGCCGUGGACCCUGAACUUCCAGCUCCUUCCACAGAGCAGCUUGAACGGGAGCUGCAACGCCUCCACGGGCCUGCUGCCCCCGCACCCCGGUGACCACGGCGGCCACGGCCUGGGCGGGAGCAGCAGGAGGCAUGGGGGCCCCUGCUGCCUGGCGAGCUACCCAGUCAUUCGGGAAGACCUGGACGUGGUGUCUGUGCGCUUCUGGCCAGUGGACAGGGUGUGGGUGCGGGUGCGACCCGCCACGCCCUCGGUGAUGCGGCUGUACAUGGACACCGGCAUGGACAGCGGGGGCUCCCUCACUGUCUCCCUGCGGGCCAACAAGACUGGAAUUACCAACAGCACCUUGGUCGCCAUCUGUGUGAAUGCCGCCUCCCCCUUCCUCAGCUUCAGCACGUCGCUCAAUUGCACCACAGCCUUCUUCCAGGGCUCCCCACUGACCCUGAGUGCUGCAUCGCACAAGGCCGACCUCAUCAUCCCCUACCCAGAGACGGACAACUGGUACCUCUCCCUGCAGCUUGUGUGCCCCGAGAAUCCAGAGGAGUGUGAGCAGGCCUUGGUCCUCGUGGAGACCACCUUGACCUUGGUGCCCUGCCUGAACGACUGUGGACCCUACGGCCAGUGUGUCCUGCUGCGCAGACACAGCUACCUGUAUGCGGGCUGCAGCUGCAAGGCUGGCUGGCGUGGGUGGAGCUGCACGGACAACAGCACGGCCCAGACGGUAGCCCAGCAGCGGGUGGCCGCCCUCCUUCUCACUCUCAGCAACCUCAUGUUCUUGGCUCCCAUCGCCGUCUCGGUGCACCGCUUGCUCCUGGUGGAGGCCUCCGUCUAUGCCUACACCAUGUUCUUCUCCACGUUCUACCAUGCCUGCGACCAGCCCGGCGAGGCAGUGCUCUGCAUCCUGGGCUAUGACACCCUGCAGUACUGUGACUUCCUGGGCUCCGGAGUGUCCAUCUGGGUCACCAUCCUCUGCAUGGCGCGGCUGAAGGCAGCCCAGAAACAUGUCCUGUUUCUCCUGGGCACGCUGAUCUUCGCCAUGUCCUUGCAGCUGGACCGCAGGGGUGCCUGGAACAUGAUGGGGCCUUGCCUCUUUGCCUUUGUGGUUAUGGUCACCAUGUGGGUGUACCGCUGCGGACGCCGGCGCCACUGCUACCCCACUUCCUGGCAGCGCUGGGCCUUCUACCUCCUGCCCGGCAUCUCCAUGGCUGCUCUGGGCAUUGCCAUCUACACCUCCAUGAUGACCAGUGACAACUAUUACUACACCCACAGCCUCUGGCACGUGCUGCUGGCCGGGAGUGCGGCCUGCCUGCUCCCGCCGCGGGAGGAGCACACCAAGCCCUGGGCCUGCUCGCAGAAGCUCACGUGCCGCUACCAGAUCUGCAAGAACCACCGAGAGGACCUGUAUACGGUGACAUGACGUGGCCGGCUCAGGGACACCGGCCACCGUGAUGAUGGGCUCUCUGGCCAGGGGCAGGACCAAAGGAGAAGGACCCUGUCCGGUCCAUUUCCAGCUGAAUAAAAUUGCCUGUGCACUCU